GUGAGUGAGUCCAAGCAUUUGGAAACGAGGGAGAGGAGGUAAAAGAGGUUGACUACAAAGGCAGCCAAGGUUGAUAAUGAAGCCGCACUUGAUAGCCGACUGCCUUCGGAUGCAACCAAGCGGAAUGAAAAUCCCGCCCGGCGGCUCCAAGCCAGCUGACAGAUCUGGCUCAACGGGCUCGAUUCGGCGGGGUGCUCUCCUGCGCAAGCGUUGCAACCGUGAAUGGGGGAUGUGCCAGAGUGCUUCCCAGAGCAGGGCUGGGGAACCUCGGGGCCGGAGGACUGAAUGCAGCCCUCCAGUCUCUCUGCCUGGCCCUUGGGACUCUCUCGAGGCAAGGCCCUCUUCCCCUGCCCCCAGGCCACCCCCUCCUUGAGUGUUGACGCAUCCCUGAACUCCCAUCAUGCCCCUUGCCUGCCUGGCUGGAGAAUGGAGAGGGAGGGGUGUGGGAACCUCCAAUUUUCACACGGCUGGAAUGUAGCUUCCUCUCAAAGAAAGUACAAAUUUGAUAGAUUUGGCUUCAAUAGGGAACUGAAUCGAAUUCGUCCCUCAACCCUACUUGAGAUCCCUUCGACUGGAGGUCCUAUGGAUUGAACCUCAGGUCUUCUGUGGAAAAACAUCACAAUCACGUAUACGAAAAAUGGACUCAAUUCUCACUUCUGAUGUACACAGAACUGGGACCAGCUUACUUGCAGGAUCGCCUUACCCCAUGUGUGCCUGACACAGGGAGAUCGUUCCAUCGAGGUCGUCGAUCUGCAGAACUGGCAUGGUUACAGGGUCCACAUAAUACCCAUUCUGCAAAAAAAACCAAAAAAACCCAUUAUUUUUGGUGUGGCAGUGCUAUCUAAUAAAUCGCAGAUUCCUGCAGAAAUGUGAACUGAAUUUCAGACUGGAAAAAAUAAGGAACUGAGAGAACCAAAAUUGACAGAUCUUUUCAUCCAUAAUCUCAAGGAAGUCAGCUGGGAAAGAUCAAAGACCCCUGGGAUAUGCCUGCCACUCACAGUGGACUACGGAGAGCCAAUUGGUGCCCUUCAGAUAUUGUUGGACGACAACAGCCCUAGGAGCUGUGCGUAAACUUCAGUUUUUAGCUGUGAUGAACAAAAAAUCUUUCACCCAUUAUUUGCUAGUUGGCUGCAGGUUUUAUGAUUAAUGUGUAUGAUGGUACUGGAAAUGCUUGUUAUUUUUGGCAUGAAUUGAUACGUUUUAAUGACUUGUAGUGUAUUUUAUAAUAAUUUAAAAUGUUAUCAUGUUUAGAUUAUCAUACAAAAUUGUCAUGAAAUGAUCGGUAGCAUUGGAGUGUCAUUGUAACAACGCAUUCAUUCAAGUUCGUGUUGUAUGGAGAGCUGUUUUGAACAUAUUUAUAUGACAAGUUCACGAUAAUAAUAAACAACAUCAGAAGAGGCUGCAACAAUGAGAAACUGAGAGGACCAAAGCUGACACAUCUUUCCAUCUCUAGUCUGUUCUGAUCGGCAAAGGCUCUCUUAGAUCUCUCUUAGAUCUCUGAAAACCAUGAUCCUUUGAACAGGAGAUGCCAGGAAUUGAACAUGGGAGACCAUCUGAGUGGAGGGCAUGCUCUCUACCAUGCGUGACAGCACCUUAUGGGACCAGAUAGAUGUGCCUGGGCUUAUGCAAGACAAGUACCCUCGGCCUCCUACUAGAUCCACAUCUCAGAAAGGAUUUACGACUUUCAUCAAGAGUUAAUUAAGCCCAUGAUCCAACACCAAGGAUAGCCAAUGUGGUGCCCUCCAGAUAUUGUGGGACUAAAAGUCAGUGGUAGAACACCCUCUUUGCAUGCAAAAGAUCCCAGCUCCAGGCACUCUUGGAUGAGACCGAUUAUCUGGAUCCAUUUCAAUCGGGUUUCAGGCCCGGUUUUGGUACGGAGACAGCCUUGGUCGCCCUGUAUGAUGACCUUUGUCGGGAGAAAGACAGAGGGAGUGUAACUCUGUUGAUUCUCCUUGAUCUCUCAGCGGCUUUUGAUACCAUCGACCAUGGUAUCCUUCUGGGGAGGCUUGCGGAUUUGGGAGUUGGAGGUACUGCCUGGCAGUGGUUCCGCCCCUAUCUGGCAGGUCGUCUCCAGAAGUAGUGCUUGGGGAUCACUACUCGACACCCUGGGCACUCCAAUGUGGAGUCCCGCAGGGGUCAGUUCUGUCUCCCAUGCUCUUUAACAUCUAUAUGAAGCCGCUGGGUGCUGUCAUCAGGAGUUUUGGAGUGCGUUCUCAUCAGUACGCUGAUGAUACACAGCUCUACUUCUCCUUUUCAUCUUCUUCAGGUGAGGCCGUCAAGGUGUUAAACCGAUGCUUGGCCGCGAUAAUGGACUGGAUGAGAGCAAACAAAUUGAAGCUCAAUCCAGACAAGACUGAGAUGCUGUUAGUAAAUGGAUCCCCUGACCAGUUGGAUGUUCGACCUGUUCUGGAUGAGGUUACACUCCCCCUGAAGGAGCAGGUGCGCAGCUUGGGAGUCCUUCUGGACCCAUCCUUGUCACUUGAGGCGCAGGUGGCCUCGGUGGCACGGAGUGCUUUUUACCAAUUUAGGCUGGUAGCCCAGCUACGCCCGUAUCUGGACAGGGAACAUCUUGUAACCUCAAGAUUGGACUACUGCAGUGCACUAUACGUGGGGCUGCCCUUGAAGACGGUUCGGAAACUGCAGCUUGUGCAGAAUGCAGCGGCCAGAUUAAUAACCGGGACCAAGCGGUCGGAACAUGUGACACCGAUUCUGGCCCGCUUGCACUGGCUGCCUAUAUGUUUCUGGGCCCGAUUCAAGGUGCUGGUUUUAACCUAUAAAGCCUUACACGGCACGGGCCCGCAAUACCUGAUGGAAUGUCUCUCCCGAUAUGAACCUACCCGUACACUGUGCUCAACAUUGAAGGCCCUCCUCCAGAUGCCUACUCAGAAAGACGCCCGGAAGGCGACUACAAGAAAGAGGGCCUUCUCGGUAGCGGCCCCCGAACUAUGGAACACCCUUCCUGACGAGGUACGCCUGGCGCCUACUUUACUAUCUUUUCAGCGCCAGUUGAAAACCUUCCUCUUUGCCCAGGCAUUUUAAUAUUUUUAGUAUUUUAGUAUUUGUAUUUAAUGUUUGUAAAGAUAGUUAUAUGUUUCAUCUUUUUUUUCUAAUUACUUUUGAUUUGUAUUUAAUAUGGGUUUAUUAUGUUAAUCUCACUUUUGUUGUAUGUUUAAAUUGUUGAUUUGAUGAUCAGGUGGUUUUUUAAAUUGAAUGCAAAUAUAUAUUUUUUACCCAAUGUACACCG
Rhineura floridana is the source of this 3244-nucleotide messenger RNA. RefSeq lists its product as uncharacterized. The record is from RefSeq and is a predicted model, not a curated record. The transcript is spliced from 2 exons. NCBI's taxonomy places the organism in Eukaryota, Metazoa, Chordata, Lepidosauria, Squamata, Rhineuridae. Bases 2152 to 3039 code for a protein of 295 amino acids.